Darwinula stevensoni is the source of this 705-nucleotide messenger RNA. The record is from the annotation of a GenBank genome assembly. Lineage: Eukaryota; Metazoa; Arthropoda; Ostracoda; Podocopida; Darwinulidae.
AUGGAGGGUCUGUCCAUCAACCCAGCCCGAGCCAGAGAUGAGAUGGCCCGGACGAUGGUCAUAGCGGCUGUUUAUCCUGAGUGCCGACUAUCGGAGAAGGGGAUGGAGUACAUCGGGACCAUGAACAUGACAGAGAUUGGGAAAGCAUGCCUCAGGUGGGAUUCCGAAAAUGUGACUUCUUCCUACGUAUCUGCAAAUGCUGGGUUCAAUGAAAUCUUGUUCUUCGAGGAACAUUUCUUGAACCAGGACCCAUCCUUGCACAAAAACUUCUGCAGGAACCCGACUGGGUUGGCUAAGCCCUGGUGCUUUGUCGAUGAUGAUGGCUUGAAGAUUGAGUUUUGCUGGAUUCGUUCCUGCGAUGAUUUCAGCUUGCCAGAGUGCAAGUUGAGCCAGAAGGGAGGGGAGUACGUAGGCGUGAAGGACAAGACCAUCUCUGGCUUCGAUUGCAUUCCGUGGCUGGAUGCAGACAGCAGCGGUGGGGACCGGAUCCGUGGGCUCCGCAAAGGAUCAUUCUCAGAUGAACUCACUGACAGUCACAAUUUCUGUCGGAACCCGAACGGAAACCCGGGUGGUCCUUGGUGCAAUAUCGUAGUUCCCGGAAAGCCCAACCUGAAGUGGGAGUAUUGCGACGUAUCCUUCUGCGAUUUCGACGCUAAACAAAGAACCAGAGAGUCUGGAGACCAUUACGAGUCAACCCGAGCCUGA